AUGGGUGUACUCGACGCGUACGACGACGAUGAACUAUUAGACGAAAGCGACGUCUCUUGUGAAGUGGAUGAUUCGCUAGAUGACAGUGUCGAUGAGAUUGUCACAUUUGGCGAUGGAGAUUCAGAGGUCGACAAACUUGUUUCUACCAUCGACCUUGAUUCGCUAGAUAACAAUGUCGAUGAGAUUGUCACAUUUGGCGAUGGAGAUUCAGAGGUCGACGAACUUGUUUCUACCAUCGAGCUUGACUCGCUAGAUGACACGGUCUCACUCGGUGAAGGCGAUUCGGAGGAAGAUAAAGUUGGUUCUACUGAACUUGAUGACGCGCUAGAUGACACGGGCUCACUCGGUGAAGGCGAUUCGGAGGAAGAUAAAGUUUGUUCUGCUGAACUUGAUGACUCGCUAGAUGACAAUGUCUCACUCGGUGAAGGCGAUUCAGAAGAUGCUGAACUCGUUGGUUCCUCCGAUGUCGAGGACGCGUACGAUGACGAUGUAUUCAGCGUAGAAGACGAGGAACUUUGGUCCUCCGAACUUGUUAAUGUCACUGAAGACGAAGACGUCCACGAGCUGGAAGACUCUUCUGAGAAAGAAGACUCUGUGGAUGACGAAAACGAACUUGAGCUCGGGGGAUGUGUAAAUGUCGGCUCCUCGCUUGACAGUGAUGAACUCCAUAAAUCUGUUGAUGUCCAGUAUGCGCUUGAAAAGGUGCUUGAUUCACUUGAAGUCGGCAAUAGAGCUGAGGACUCGGUUUCACUUGGUGAAGGGCUUGGUUCAGAUGAUACCGUCUCACUUGGUGAGGGGCUCGGUUCUUGCGAGCUCGACCCAGUGGUUGACAACGUAUCGGAAGUUGAGCUGGACAAGGCUUCUGAUGAUGAGGAGUCUGUGAUGGAAGACGACGGUGUUGAGCUAGAUUCCGUUGACGACGGGUUGUCAUUGGACGAAGUGGGCAUCGAGGUUGUGGUUUCAGUCAUACUAGACGAUGAUUCCGUCUCCGUUGCCGAUGAUGAAGUGGUUGGCUCCACUGAGCUGGAAAACAGGGUUGAUGACGAGGAAGUAGCCGAUGGAGAAGAAGUUGGUUCCUCUGAACUGGAGGAUUCUCCUUCUGUUGAUGAGAAGGCAGUGGUGGAUGGCGCCGGAGUUGAUAUGUCAUAACUUGACGAUUCUGUUGCUGAUAGACUCUCACUGGAUGAUACAUCAGAAGCUGUUGAGGAAGCUGUCGAUGAAAAACUCUCACUGGACGAUGCAUCCGUCGAUGACGAAGCUAAGUAUGUACAGAAUCAGCCCCC
Molecule: messenger RNA, 1283 nt
Organism: Spizellomyces punctatus DAOM BR117
Lineage: Eukaryota; Fungi; Chytridiomycota; Chytridiomycetes; Spizellomycetales; Spizellomycetaceae
Exons: 4
Coding region: 1-1149 (382 amino acids)
Source: RefSeq, a predicted model, not a curated record